GCCAGGAUGCUCACCGUGGCGGCUUCCUGCAAGAUGGUGGCGACCUACAGCCUGAGCGCGUUCCUGCCUAUCUGGUACUCCCGGCGGGGCCUCACCGGCUACUCGGCGUACUCCUACGCCUGCUGGAGAAUGCCGUCGUGAUCUCCUCGGGCGGCGUGCUGUCGGCCCUGAUGGGCGACCUUGUCGGCACCCGCUGGGCGCAGCGCGACUCGCGGGCGCCGUGCUGGAUAGGCCUCAUCGGCUCGGUCACGGCCAUACCCCUCGUGUGCGUGAUGCUGUUCGCGUGGCAUUUUGGCGUGUCCAUGCUGGCCUUCUUCCUCUUCCUCUUCGCCUCCGAGUCCUGGUUUGGCCCGACCGUGUCGCUGUACCAGGCCUCAGUGAGGAGGUCGGUUCGAGGGCAGGCCGUGUCUUUGUUCCUGAUCGCCUCGUCGCUGGUCGGCAACAUCGGGCCUGCUCUCGUGGGCUUCUUCGACCCCGGUGGCGAGCGGAUCGGGCUGCACCUGCUGUGGAUUUGCAUCACCGCGAACCUAGGCGCCGCGUUCGCUUUCGUGUGGACGGCCCGCGAGAUCAGCGUGGACCCCGUGGCCGCAGGCUUCCACGACCAGAAGGAGGACAACCUCCAGGAGUCGCUGGGCACCAAGGACGCGGGCACCGCGCACUGGGCAACCUUCUGAGUGGGAGAUGCGCUCGGGCGUGUCUGAGACCACUUUUCCUUUGACGUAGAGUAACAGGCUGUGUGUUCGCCUCUGCCGCCUCCUUCCUCCCCUCGCUCACUUCACCUUUUUUCUUCUUUGCCAGGCUAUGUUUGCUCCCGCCCGCUUUGGCAGGCUGCUCGCGCGCGCGAGCGCGCGAGCAGAGGAAUACCAGUAAGCUUGCUCGCGCGAGCCAGGGCGGAGAAAAGAGGAGUCUCCGCUGCGGUGUCGCUUGCCCCUGUCUCAAGCGAAGUGCGGGUGGUUUGCGACCACCUCGUUUGAAUGACCAGCGAAUUUCGGCGGUUGGCCCUUCCAUGACAGCU
Prorocentrum cordatum is the source of this 1015-nucleotide messenger RNA. The record is from the annotation of a GenBank genome assembly. NCBI's taxonomy places the organism in Eukaryota, Dinophyceae, Prorocentrales, Prorocentraceae.